UGCUCGUCAACAACACCCACACGGACACGGACAUACCCACACCCACACCACAAUGACAGCCACCCUCUCCCCCUCGGAGCGGAGCUACAUCCUCACCGGCCUAACCCAGUCCCCCGCGACGCGGCUCGACGGCCGCGGCCUCCUCGAGCCGCGCGCCGUGCAGGUCAGCUAUGGCGCUGCGCCCGCCGCCAACGGGAGCGCGCGCGUGCGCGUCGGCGAGACCGAGGUCGUCGCGGGCGUCGUGUUGGCCGUUGGGGACGCGGGGGCCAAGGGCAAGAUCGAGGUGGACAUCACCCCCCAGGCGUACCCGCACGCCUCGUCCUCGGACCUGACGCAACAGUCGUCGUACUUUGCGACGCUCCUCAACGAGCACCUGCUCCCCACGAUCCCGGCCCUGCGCAUAAGCGACAAGAAGGCGUUCGUGCCGACGCUGCACCUGACCCUCAUCUCGGCCGACGGCGGGGUGCUCGCGACGCUGGCGGCCGCGGCGCGCGCGGCGCUCGGCGACCUCGCCGUCCCGCGCACCAAGGAGAUUGGGUGGGAGGGCGCCGUGAGCGACGAGAAGGACAUGGCGGGCAUCAAGGGCGCGGUCGGCGGCGCGAAGGGCAAGGGCCGCGCGCGUGCGCGUGGAGCCGACGACUGGGACCUCGAGGGCGGCGGCGAGGAGGCACCCUUGGACGGCCGCGACGAGCUGCCCGUCCUCGUCACGCUCUUCCUCGUCCCCGGUUCUGAGGUGGUGUUCGUCGACGCUACGCCCCAGGAGGAGGCAGCGUGCCCCACCCGCUUGCACGCCCUCGUCCGCCCCAAUGGAAGGAUAUGCGGCGCACGGCUCGAGGGACAGGACGGUAUCGACGCUGCGCGUGUGCGGCCCCUCUUCGAGGAAGCCCAGCGCAUCGGCAUCGACCUCGCGGCCGCCCUCAACGCCGACCUCCCAUGAAACUCCGCCACCAUGUUGUAACACCUAUG
Molecule: messenger RNA, 966 nt
Organism: Vanrija pseudolonga
Lineage: Eukaryota; Fungi; Basidiomycota; Tremellomycetes; Trichosporonales; Trichosporonaceae
Gene: EXOSC7
Product: Exosome complex component RRP42
Exons: 3
Coding region: 53-937 (294 amino acids)
Biological process (GO): nuclear mRNA surveillance; U5 snRNA 3'-end processing; TRAMP-dependent tRNA surveillance pathway
Cellular component (GO): cytoplasmic exosome (RNase complex); nuclear exosome (RNase complex)
Molecular function (GO): mRNA 3'-UTR AU-rich region binding
Source: RefSeq, a predicted model, not a curated record